Messenger RNA from Aspergillus niger, 798 nucleotides. RefSeq lists its product as hypothetical. The transcript has 6 exons. The record is from RefSeq and is a predicted model, not a curated record. The coding region runs from base 1 to 798 and encodes 265 amino acids. NCBI's taxonomy places the organism in Eukaryota, Fungi, Ascomycota, Eurotiomycetes, Eurotiales, Aspergillaceae.
AUGGUUAGGGCAAUAGUGAUGUUCUUCGGGUGUUGCGCCGAUAUCCAGUAUGGUAUCUCGGUAUUGUCCUCCGAGGGUGUUCGGCCCGCUUGGCUGCAUUAUGGUCCACAGCGUAGCUUAUCUCUCCAUUUGAGCACAACUUCCAGUUUGGUUGCGUUACUAUCUCCGAGUCGCAAGAUGGGCCCUGGAAUCAGACUUCCAUGCGGGAUCAACACUGGUGAAGACCUCAGCUUACUUCUCUCACGCAAAUGCAAGUUUGCCGGCGGGACAGAAUUGUUCCGUGCUGACAGCAGUAGUAGGCAUUACUGGAUUGUCUUACGUGAAGAGAAGCACAGGAUAAUAUCACGUGAUCAUGACCCUGGAUCAACCGCUUGGCAUGAUCAACAGAAAAAAAAGGGUGUGCCAAGCCAGGCAAGGCUGGUCCCUCGUCCCCAAUACCGUCCUGUGCUUUUCAGCCUUCUGUCACUGAAAGUUGCAAGUUUAAUCCUCCCUGUUCUCGAUACGCAUCCUACAACUGUAUCUGACGUGAGACGGAUUCAGCCUCGCAUGGUCUUCCCGAUCGGGGAAUCUCUGCUCAGCCUUUUUGUACCCCUUGACCUGAGCUGCACGGAUACAACCCUUCUGAACGGCAAAUUGACGCAGGGGAAACGCUGGAACAUACCAGCAAUGCGGCAGAGGAUUCGUAUUCGUGUCCUGUGCUCCAACGGGUGUUGUGGGUGCUUGGGGGCUGGAUUGUCGGGUGCGCUUCACACUGCGGCCAUCUCCAAGGGGCCUGUUAUUGCUGCAUUUUGGUCGUAG